Molecule: messenger RNA, 1195 nt
Organism: Dalotia coriaria
Lineage: Eukaryota; Metazoa; Arthropoda; Insecta; Coleoptera; Staphylinidae
Product: probable glutamate receptor
Exons: 6
Coding region: 5-1072 (355 amino acids)
Source: RefSeq, a predicted model, not a curated record
GCUUAUGCUCAUCAAUGAUGUCAACAGAAGUAUAUUGAAUUGUGCGAUUGGUUGUUUAUCGAACAAUGUUGUGCGCAAUCAAAUGGUUUCGUUUAGUACAAUGUUGCAAACUGAACCGCACAUCAUAGUCUACUCCGCCGGUGAGAAGUAUGAACCAAAACCGAUUUAUGUAAUUUUUACACCCUUGGACUUGAACGUUUGGAUAUGUUGCUUUGGCACUUUAAUUCUGGUUAGUGCAUGCGUGAAAUUGCUGACCGUUUAUGAAAAAGACGUUUUAGUAAAUCCUGUACUGUUACCUCUCAGCAUUCUCUUGGAACAGUCUAUCGCCAUACCUCCAAAAAGUAAUGCGCUUCGUUUUGGUCUUGUGACAUGGCUACUUGUUGGUUUUGCUUUGUCUAGCUCAUACAAGUCCAAGUUAACAUCCGCGCUAAUAAUGCCCGCAUCCAGAGAACCAAAUUUUCUCUCAGAAUUAAUUGACGAGGGAUAUCACUUUAUUUCCCCUGCUCAAGAUUCCACGUAUAUAAUUGAGCUUCUCCAAAUGUCUGAUGAUCCACCAGAAGCACACGUGGGGAUGGAAUUGGAAGACACCAAGGAUGUAUGUGAGGCAGUUGCACGAGCCCUCACAGAACAGUCUGCUGUUGUCGAGGAGCAAACGGUGCUUAGAUACAAGGUGUGGAACUAUUGUUACCUAAAUCUAACUAUGAAACAAAUGCAUGCAUUGCGGCGAUUGGAACACCCCAUUACAACAAAUGGUCAUAUGUGGGCAAUGCCAAAAGGAGCACCGUUCAAAUAUCGCAUUUCCAGCAUGCUGGAGGAACUGAAAAGUUUUGGACUUGUCCAAAAAUGGUAUCAAUCUUAUAAUAUAACCAGGCGCAUGGCAAUAUCCAAUUCAGUGCAGCAACGGGGAGAUACCGAGCCAUUAGAACCUCAUGAUCUUCUCGCGGCGUACGUGGUGUUGGGUGUUGGUUGUGUUUUGGCGGCACUUACAUUUUUCCUAGAAUGGUUUAUAUAUAAUGACGAGCCACCCUUUCAUCACGCCAAACAAACACAUCAGGUGGUCAGCUUUACAUAAUUUAUUCAUUCAUAUUUUAUAAUUAUUAGUUUACCCCCACUGGAAUUUAAUCGUUGUGUGUGUCGAAUUAUAGUAAUAGUUCUAUUUCUGCCUUAGAAUGGGUUCCACCCACAUUAUUCGUGU